AUGAGUCUUUGCAAGAAGUGUUGGCAAAAAGAUCAGAAGUAUUAUACAAAAUACAAUGAAUCAUUGUCCAACAAGACUCCAGAUAGAUCAUCAACAUCAUCAUUGGAAUCCAACAAUGUCGAUCAAGAUGACAAGGCCAUUGAAGAGGCAAGAUUGGCAUUGAUCCGUAAACAUGAAAAGGCACUUGGUUAUCAUCAUGCCGACACUGCUCCCCUACCACAUAGAUUCACUCUUGAGACAAAGUCACAACUGGCGAUGGCAUUGUCCAAUGUUGGAGAGACAACUUAUCAUUCACUUAGGAACUCAUUUAGAGAUCAUAAGGAUAGACAUUGUAUUGGAACAAGGAGGAAGGUCCCUAUUUCAAAGGAGCAUCCAUACGGACUUGCAGAGUUUGUCUGGAUGACAUAUGAGCUAUUCCAAGAGGAGACUGAGAUGUUGGGCAGGUCAUUAGUCAGUUUGAUACCAUCGAGGUCGUUCGUUGGAAUAUGCGCCAAUAACUGUUAUGAAUGGUAUUGUGCUGAUCUCGCCUGUCUCUGGUAUGGCAUGCCAGUUGUGCCAAUUCAUCAUCAAGUUAAUCAUGAUACAUUGGUGGAGACAUUGUCCAACUCUGAGACAUCAUGUAUGUUUAUAUCAAAUAGUGUAUUACCAUUGCUUGUGGAUAUAUUGGUUGCAAAGGAGUAUGAGGGUAUCAAGUUGAUCGUUCAGAUGGAGGAUACUCUGGACCAGGAUGUCAUAUCAAGAAUACCAAACAAUGUGACCUUCCGUCGCCUGUCAGAGAUGAUCACUGGUGGAUACAAGGUCAAGGAUGUACAUCACAAUCCAAUUCAAUCCUACGAGAUAUUCAGUCUAACCUACACGAGUGGAAGUACAGGACUUCCAAAGGGAGUGAUCAUCAAGGACUCAGAGUUCAAUCAGUCGAUCACAAAGUCAUUCAUCGAGUAUCCAGGCACAUCACUCAGUUUCGCCACACUGUCACAUUCACAGCGCAGAUUUGAUUACAAGAUGCUGUAUCAUGGUGCAAAGAUUGGUAUAUUCUCAGGCAGUAUGGAGUCAUUAUUCGACGACCUCAAGGAGCUGCGACCACACAUCUUCUGGGCAGUGCCACGCAUGUGGAACCUAAUCUACUCUCAAUACCAGAGUGAGUUGGAGCAGUUCACCAAGUCACACCCACUGAGCAGUAGAGAGUACUGUGAGGAGAAGGUUGUCAAGCAGUUCUCACAAGUGUUGGGCAAUCGUGUAAGCUCAAUUGUCACUGGAGGUGCGCCCACAUCCGAGGAUGUCAUGAACUUCAUGAGGAGAUGUUGGCCAAAGACUGGAAUAGCCAACUCUUAUGGUCUGAGCGAGGCCAUUGGAAUAUUUGUAGAUGGAUACGUUGCAGAGGACAUCCAAUUCCGUUUGGAGCCAGUGCCAGAGUUUGGAUACUCGCCAGAAGACAAGCCCAACCCCAGGGGUGAGCUUGUGGUCAAGUCGGCAACAAUGAGCUCAGGAUACUACCGCAAUGAUCAGCUUACCAAUGACUCGAGGACAGAGGAUGGAUGGUUCAAGACAGGCGAUAUUGUCGAGCAACUGGGUCCACGCAAGAUCAAGAUCAUCGAUCGAAAGAAGAAUGCUUUCAAACUAAGCAAUGGAGAGUUUGUCGCACCAGAGCCUCUGGAAAACCACUUCCUGGGCAGUGACCUAAUCGAGCAGAUGUUCAUCUAUGGCAACACAUUGAAGACGUUCCUUGUGGCCGUUGUAAUGCCACGCAAGAGUGUCCUCGAGCAACAUGGUAUCACCAAUGAGUCGACGAUCCAAGACAAAGACAAUUGUCUGCCACUCAAGAACAUCGUAAUGAAGGAGAUCCAAAGGAUAGCAACUGAGAUCAAGUUGGCCAACUAUGAGAUACCAAAGAUUAUUGCCAUUGACAAUACUGUGUGGACUGUGGACAAUCACUUGUUGACUGGAUCUGGAAAGUAUAGUAGGAAUCAUUUGUAUCAAUUCUACAAGGAGAGAAUUAAUACAAUGUAUGACACUAUUGAUUCCAUUCAAGUUGGACUACGUGAUGAUUCAAACAAUGGAGGACUGGUGGAGACCUACCUCAGACAGAUCCUUGGAGUUGACUCGCAACAAGCCAGUGACAUUGAUAUGUCCAAGCUGACCUUCACCAACAUUGGAGGUGACUCACUUGGUGCCAUCAGAUUAUCAAACUUGCUAAAGGAGAAAGCAAACAUCACUGUUUCGCCAGCAUUUAUACUUAACAACAACAAUAACUUGGAGACUUUGGCCAAGAUGGCAAAGGAGAAUAUGGGAGAGGUGGAUGUUCAAACAUCAUUCAUUGAUUGGACCAAGGAGAUGAUGUUGGAUGACACUAUACAGAUCAAUGGAAAGAGUUUAGCACCUUUGAAUGGAACCACUGGCAACAAUGUGUUCUUGACUGGAGCUUCAGGAUACCUGGGAUCAUUCCUUCUGUAUGAGUUGCUCUCACAACAAGGUGUUGACAAGGUCCAUUGUCUCGUUCGAGGUACCUCCAGCAUGGAGGAGGCCAAGGAUAGACUGAUCAAUCUACUCAACAAGUACAAACUGAGCUUGACCGAGCAGCAGGCAAGUCGAAUCAUACCAGUCCUUGGAUGUCUGGAUCAACCACUGUUCGGACUGUCCAUUGAUGCAUUCACUCAGCUGGCCAACCAAGUCAAUCUAAUUCUACAUAAUGGUGCAGUUGUCAACAUGGUCAUCCCAUAUCCAAACAUGAAGGCCACCAAUGUGCUUGGCACACAAGAGAUUAUUAGACUGGCCUGCGCUGGUAGCUACAUCAUCCGUGUGGCACAUGUAUCAACCAUUGGCACAUUCUCAGACAGAUCCUCAGUGAUCACCGAGGCCAGCACACCAACAUUGGAUAACCUUGACAUGAUGAACGGUUAUAAUCAGUCCAAACUGAUUGCUGAGCAACUGGUCAAACAAGCGCAGGUCAGAGGUGUACCCGUGUUAAUGUUUAGACCGGCCACUGUAUAUGCCAAUUCUGCCACUGGUGUUGACAACCCCAAUGACUUUGUUAGGCUACUACUCAAGGGUAUACUACACAUGUCUGCCUAUCCACUCAUCGAGAGUACGAUUGGAGGUGGUGGCGAAAACUACAAUACUGCCGUGGCCAGCAAUAUCAAGGUGUUCCAUAUCAUCAAUGAGACUUCAGUAUCUUUGGAUGAUCUGUGUACGGGUAUCUCUACAAUGAGACCACUCAAACAAGUGGACUAUUCAGAUUGGAAGGCCAGCCUUGUGUCACAGCCAGACAAUCCACUUCAUCCAAUGAGCAUGGUGUUCCGCUUUGGAUUCCCAGGCUUUGGACGCUUUGGCUACAAGAAUCCGGCGACCAUCACUCAAUUGGAGCGCAUUGGCAAGGCCAAGUGCCCGCCAGUCACACAGGCCAUCAUCCAACGCAACAUUGAGUAUCUGUUACAAGAGCAGCCACAAGAAUAA
Messenger RNA from Acytostelium subglobosum LB1, 3450 nucleotides. RefSeq lists its product as hypothetical. Gene Ontology annotation, cellular component: endoplasmic reticulum; membrane. The transcript is spliced from 8 exons. Gene Ontology annotation, biological process: long-chain fatty acid metabolic process. The record is from RefSeq and is a predicted model, not a curated record. Lineage: Eukaryota; Evosea; Eumycetozoa; Acytosteliales; Acytosteliaceae. Gene Ontology annotation, molecular function: long-chain fatty acid-CoA ligase activity. Bases 1 to 3450 code for a protein of 1149 amino acids.